Messenger RNA from Diachasma alloeum, 840 nucleotides. Its product is annotated as yrdC domain-containing protein, mitochondrial-like. Gene Ontology annotation, cellular component: cytoplasm. The transcript has a single exon. Gene Ontology annotation, biological process: regulation of translational fidelity. The coding region runs from base 1 to 840 and encodes 279 amino acids. Gene Ontology annotation, molecular function: tRNA binding; nucleotidyltransferase activity; double-stranded RNA binding. The record is from RefSeq and is a predicted model, not a curated record. Lineage: Eukaryota; Metazoa; Arthropoda; Insecta; Hymenoptera; Braconidae.
AUGUUGCAGUCCCCAAUGUGGUCACAAUUGGCUAGAAUAGACCCAAUAAAAACCCUCUCGAAUAACCCUGGGAUAAGAACAAUAAUGGAAGUUCAUUACCAGCCACCUCUCAAGGUCACUCUCAAUCAAGUGACUAGUGUCAUGAGUCGAAUGCCUCCCAACGCUAAACACUGGUUCAUUGGAGGUGAAAGAUGUCUAGCUGUCGGUGUUAAAUUAUUUCAAGAAGGUAAAAUCAUUGCUGUGCCAACAGACACUAUUCAUGGGCUAGCCACACUGCCACAAGACAGCAAAUGUGUUGAUAAAUUGUAUGAGUUAAAGGGGAGGGAUAAGAGUAAACCUCUGGCUAUUGCAUUGAGCAGUAUUAAGGACAUUAAACGAUGGGCUGAACUCGAUCAUCUUCCGAAUAAUUUACUCAUGGCUAUUCUUCCUGGGCCUGUGACGAUUGUUUUGAAGAGGAAACCAGAGUUGAAUGAAGGGUUGGAUCCUGAGAAUGAGACUAUUGGGAUUAGAGUCAAUGAGAGCAAGUUUUUGAGGAGUUUGUGCAGGAUUUUAGAUCAGCCUUUGACUCUUACCAGUGCUAAUUCCAGUGAUCAGCCUAGUUCGUUGACUGCUAAUGAGUUUGAGCACUUGUGGGCAGAAUUAGGGGGGGUUUUUUAUACUAUUGGUGAUAAGAAUAAGAUGGAUGAGUCUUAUAGAGUGGGAUCCACUGUUGUUGAUCUCACUGUGCCUAAUGAGUUUUUUAUUAUUCGAAGAGGUAUUUUUGUGGAUAGAGUGUUCAAGACGAUGUAUAGGCAUGGGUUGAAGAGGCGAGAUGGUCAGGAGGAUGAUGAAUGUUCUUAA